CUUCAACGCGUCCAAUCAAUCAGCCUUGGGCUCAACCUCACGUCUAGUCUGCACGUCUGCCCUUGGGCCAACUGUCAAGAGAAGACGACGUGUGUCUUCACAUGCUUUCUUCUCCCUUAUAGCCUCUCCAUUCCUCCUAUGGCUUCGUGAGACACGCAUGAUUCUUUCAUCAUGGCCCUCACGAAUGGUAUACCAGCAGAUUAGCCGUCUACUGAAAGCCAGCACCUGUACCAACACGUGAACGAGAUGGCCGACACAUACGAGGAAGAGCCAGAGACGGGCGAGUCCCUUCUGCAGUGGGCAUGGGAUCUGGCGCUGACUCCAGUUCGAAUGAUCACGUCGCCCACAGCCAUCAAGGCAUACCUCAGUGUCAUUCUCUUCCUCACCACCUCGACCAUCCUCCUCACCAUCUCCUCCACGGCCUACGGCUUCUUCUACUACAACUACAUCCCCCAAAUCGACCUCGAGCGCGUUCUCUAUCUUCAAUAUGGCACGGGACAUUCGCCAUACGCGGUCGUCGAGCUCGACACCUCGGCGCUGAUUUCUCAACAAGCAUAUGAUGUCGAAUUAGUGCUCGACAUGCCCCGGACGGUCAAUAAUCUCGACGCAGGCAAUUUCAUGCUUGACCUGUCGCUGUUGGGACCUGGAGUCAAUGUCAAGAACGUGCCGGACCCUGUAUCGUCAUGGUUGGCUAAUAUCACCGACAAUAAUGUUCUCUACCACUCGCGCCGACCGGCCAUCUUACCAUAUUCAUCGCCAUUGGUAUCUCUCAGCCACACAGUCCUACACCUUCCAUGGCAUCUGAUGAAUUUCCGAGACUUGGACUCUUCGCGACUACAAAUCCCCAUGUUUGAACUGUUAACCUUUCCAAGAGGGUCGCGCAACGUCCCAACCCACGCUCGACUCCAAGUCCAAGCCACGACGUCGCUUCAAGUCUAUCAUUCCAAAUUGACCUUUCGGGCCAAAUUCCAAGGAUUGCGAUAUUUAAUCUACAAUUAUCGACUCACGGCAUUUGCAAUCUUCACCACUUUGUUCUAUUCUGUCAGUUUGACAACCAUGGCUGUAGCCUGGGCCGUUAUUUCAUCACUCAUGACUAAUGUUACGGAUAAGCCCGGCGGUGGUCUGUUGAUCGGUGGAGGAAGAGGAGGAGGACGAGGAGGGUUGUUACUUAAAGAUGAAAACUCCUUGUCGCAGGAUCCAAGUGGAAAAUCGGAACAUGAUUCGGAUUCAACUCAGAAGAGAAGAAGAAUCAAGACGGAAGAUGAAGCCGAGUCUUGGAUUUCUUCCUUUCCAGGCAUGACGACGGCAGCGCCACCUCCUGAGGACGCACCUUCGGCAGUGAAGACAGAAUUCGAACCACCACAAUCUCAACAACCGCCACUUUCGGCCAGUCAGGGAGAAAUUGCUGAUGAUGAAGAUGAUGAUGACGAAGAGAUUAUGUUUGAACAGCGAGGAAGGGCUUUCGAGGCGGAUUCGGGUAUUGGUACGAGUAUGGAGAGUGAACAUACGAGGUCGGGAUUGACGAGACGGAGAAGUUCUAGAAGUGUCAAUAACCAAUGAUCAUGACUUUAGGGGUAGGGUCUGAUAGGGUCUUAUACCAAUGGAGGUAUCUAAGUAGAUUCUAGUAUUGUUCUAAACAAAGAACAACAACAAC
Messenger RNA from Exophiala mesophila, 1654 nucleotides. RefSeq lists its product as uncharacterized. Gene Ontology annotation, biological process: lipid storage; lipid droplet organization. The record is from RefSeq and is a predicted model, not a curated record. Gene Ontology annotation, cellular component: endoplasmic reticulum membrane. The transcript is spliced from 2 exons. The coding region runs from base 247 to 1560 and encodes 437 amino acids. NCBI's taxonomy places the organism in Eukaryota, Fungi, Ascomycota, Eurotiomycetes, Chaetothyriales, Herpotrichiellaceae.